Molecule: messenger RNA, 2055 nt
Organism: Electrophorus electricus (electric eel)
Lineage: Eukaryota; Metazoa; Chordata; Actinopteri; Gymnotiformes; Gymnotidae
Gene: spsb4b
Product: splA/ryanodine receptor domain and SOCS box containing 4b
Biological process (GO): intracellular signal transduction; proteasome-mediated ubiquitin-dependent protein catabolic process
Cellular component (GO): SCF ubiquitin ligase complex
Molecular function (GO): protein binding
Source: RefSeq, a predicted model, not a curated record
AUUGUCUUAUCGGGGUUGAUGGGCUCAAUGUUUAGUUCAUUGUUAGUGUAGGAGUUGGCCUUUUGGUUGGCCUUUGCCGAAAGCAAAAUAUAGCAUUAUGAUUAAAUCAUGCUUUUAAAUUGCUUUAUGAGGCCCUGGGCUAUUGGAAGUGUCCAGCUUUAUGUAAGACACAAGACUGUGGUGUAGAGACAUGCAUACACGCUCAUAUGAAUAAUGCAGAUGCACACGCCAGUGUACCAGAUGGAGUGCGUGUUGUCAGGCUGUAACAACAGGCUGUAUGUAGUUUUUGUUUCUGCGUGAGUGCACGAGCGCGUGUGUGUAUGUUAAACAGAUGGGAGGUGUGAGCAGAACAGGAGGUGGGGAGUGGUGUUGAGGCAAGGCAGGACGAUGGUUGUAAGCACUGCAUCAGAAACUGAGGCCUUCCUGGAACUUUCCCACCCUCUACUGGAGUGUUGACCUUGCUGUCCUAUGAUCUGUUAGGGUAGAGGCAACACAUGGAGGGGCACCUUACUGCUGUCUUCCUUCACCACUCCAUGUCCCACAGCUAUCAUUUGUGAUUGGCCUUCCCUUUCCCUCUGGCCCCGCCCAUGAGGUAACCUUCAGCAGCGGUUGGCUGGCGAUGCCCGUGUCAGGGCAGUGAUGGGCCAGAGGGUCUCGGCUGCGGCGAAGUCGGCGGAGGAGCGGGCUGGGGGGGCGGAGCUGGCACCGCGGCCAGCCUGCGUGGCUCUCGGUGGGCGUGGCCACCCACUGUCGCUCCGCCUUGAGCUGCUGCUGGACAUGCCACCAGCGGACGCUGCCGCACAGCUACGGCAUGCCUGGAACCCGGACGACCGCUCGCUCAACCUCUUCAUCAAGGACGAAGACCGGCUCACCUUCCACCGGCACCCGGUGGCACAGAGCACAGACUGCGUGCGCGGGCACAUGGGCUUCACCCGCGGCCUGCACGCCUGGACUGUACGAUGGCCCGUGCGCCAGCGGGGCACACACGCAGUGGUGGGCGUGGCCACUGCGUCGGCUCCGUUGCAUGCCGUCGGCUACACUGCCCUUGUUGGCAGCGACACCCACUCGUGGGGCUGGGACUUGGGCCGCGGGAAGCUCUACCAUGACCGGAAGAGCCUGAGUGGUCCAGUACCAUCGUACCCAUGUCGUGAAGACGACGAGGAUGACGGCACGUUCGCCGUGCCUGAGGAGGUGCUGGUGGUGCUGGACAUGGAUGAAGGCACGCUGGGCUUCUGCGCCGAUGGGCAAUUCCUGGGUGUGGCCUUCCGCGGACUCAAGGGCUUGAAGCUGUAUCCGAUCGUCAGCGCCGUCUGGGGUCACUGUGAAGUCACCAUGACCUAUGUCAAUGGGCUCGAUCCCGAGCCCCUCCCGCUGAUGGAGCUGUGCCGGAGGGCAGCCCGGCAGGCUCUGGGCCGCCAUCGCAUCCACCACAUCCAGUCUCUGCCCCUCCCACCGACCCUCAAAAACUACCUGCAGUACCAGUGAUGGGCUCGCACCCCACCCAAAAACUACCUACAGCACCAGCGACCUCAGAAACACAUCAGCGCUCCACCGCGUCCAGACCCCCUCCGCAGGGAGCGGAUCGCCAGGAAACCGGACUGUCUGACCGGAGAGAGCCGCUCUGCAUGCUCGCGUGGUGGUAUUUAGUCUCCCCCAAAGAGCACAGCAGAUGGUAGCUUACGAUUCUGACGUGGGUGAUAUGGACACUCAGCCUGUGAGAGUGUGUGAUGCAGAGAAAGGAAUGCGUCUUCCACAAAAAUAAUAGUUUUCUGUAGCCUGGUCAUUUUUUACACAACACUAAAUGUAUUUAAUUAUGAUUCAGUCCUAUGUAAAAUGCACCAGUAAAGUGUCCUUUAAUUUUUGAAAACCUUUUUUUAAAACCCUGGAUGACGUUUGCUUGUUUUUGCAGAUAAUGUAUUUUAAAGACUUAACCUGUACCUGUCUUCAAUGCUUGGCACAGGAAGCACUGUUCCACCCGGGAGUCCAGGGAAGGCAGACACAACUGUGUUCUGUCCUGAGCUUUUCAAUGUGAAUAAAACGCACACAAACCAAAAA